UAGAAGGCAGGUACUAUAUAAGAGAAACUCCCUCGACAUUUCUCAAAUUCAAAUCAAAACCUCAUAGGGAAAACACUUACAGGUUUGGCAUCUGGUAUUCAGGGAUGGACCCAGAAGCAACCCCGUUUUAUUUGGAUUAUUAUUAUGCUACAAGCUCAAACCCUGACAUCAAGGACACCAGCCCCCAUUUGCCUUACACCUCGGUUUUCCUUCCCAUAUUUUAUACAGCUGUGUUCCUCACUGGAGUAUCAGGGAACUUCAUCCUCAUAGGUGCAUUGUACUUCAAACGUGGCAGCAGAAGACUGCUCGACAUCUUUAUCAUCAACCUGGCUGCAUCGGACUUCAUUUUCCUUGUCACCUUGCCUCUCUGGGUGGAUAAGGAGGCAUCUCUUGGACUGUGGAGAACCGGGUCUUUCCUAUGCAAGGGCAGCUCCUAUAUGAUCUCGGUCAACAUGCACUGCAGUAUCUUCUUGCUCACUUGCAUGAGUGUGGACCGCUACCUGGCCAUCGUGUGCCCAGCCCUAUCCAGGAAACUCAGACGGAGGGACUGUGCCUAUGGCAUUUGUGUAAGUGUCUGGCUGAUCUCUUGCCUCCUGGGGUUGCCUACUCUUCUGUCUCGGGAGCUCACCCUGAUUAAUGAUAAGCCAUACUGUGCUGAGAAGAGGGCCACUUCCAUAAAACUGACAUGGUCUCUGGUAGUCUUGAUUCUCACCUUUUUUGUGCCCUUGGUGAGCAUCCUGACCUGCUACUGCUUUAUCACAAGGAAGCUGUGUGCUCAUUACCAGCAAUCAGGAAAGCAUAACAGAAAGCUGAGGAAAUCCAUAAAGGUUAUCUUUAUUGUAGUGGCAGCCUUUGUCUUCUCCUGGUUGCCCUUUAAUGCUUUCAAACUCCUGGCCAUUGUUUCUGGAUUGCAGCGAGAGUUCCCAUUUUCCUCCACUCUUCUUCAGCUGGGCAUGGAUGUGAGUGGGCCCUUAGCAUUUGCCAACAGCUGUGUCAAUCCUCUCAUUUACUACAUCUUUGACACUUACAUCCGCCGAGCCAUCAUGAGCUACUUGUGUCCUUGCCUGAAGAGCUCUGCCUUUGGGAGCAGCACUGACACACUGGAUAGUCAUCUCACCAAGGCUCUUUCCAACUUCAUUCAUCCAGAGGAUUUUGUCAGACGAAGGAAGAGGUCCGUGUCACUCUAAAAGGAGCUGGGACAUUUCAAGCUUCAUUGGGGCUAUUAGGGAGUUUUUGUCAACCACAAAACAAAAAGGAAAACAGAAAAGUAUAAAGGAGGAGAUUCAAGUUGCUUCAUAAAUCUAAGGAAGAGUUAAUGUUGAAAAGCAGUACUGGAAAGUCCCUCUGUGGUGUGGAUAUAAUUAAACCAUGUGUUAUAUUUUCAGUGGAGAGGUUUUAGUUGAUCCUUGCCAGUCAAGUCAGUCAGGCAAAAUACAAUGCCCACCUUCCUUGAACUCUUCCAGAAAGGCUUGAACCAUUUGUUUUCUUCGUGACUGCCAAUACAAUUCAUUCAGUAUUUUAAAGAACCGUGGUCCUUCAUCCACUUUAUGCUUCAAGCUUGCCUCCAUAUUGGAUUACAUUUCAUCUGAUGAAAAAAAUGUGUUGGCAUUGCAGGCGAGUCUCUCAAGAACAGCAGCUGCGGUUGGGUCAAUUCAGCCACUGAUCUAUCCUCGGAUUAAUGAAUGGCCUCAAUCUAACUUUAAUUGUCCUUUACAUAUUUCUGUUUUUAUGCCUAUCUGCUUUCUGUUACUGUCAAAAUAUUAUUAGUGGUUUCUAAGAUGGUAAAUAGAUACUUUUCCCUCUCUCUCUGCAUGCAAAACACUGAAAAUGAGAAACAAGAAAUGCUUCACGCUCUUAGAAACAGCAUAUUUAAAGUUUUCAGUGUCAAAAUCCAAUUAAAUUCAGAGUUAAAUUCAGCUACAUUUUUUAUGUGCCAAAUUUCAAAUGGUAAUUUGGCUCUUUGCCAAAUUAAAAAAUUUUUAAAUUUGUAACAACUGUUUAU
This is a messenger RNA of Dipodomys ordii (Ord's kangaroo rat), 2002 nucleotides long. It is a transcript of the gene Gpr15, whose product is annotated as G protein-coupled receptor 15. Bases 105 to 1187 code for a protein of 360 amino acids. Gene Ontology annotation, molecular function: G protein-coupled receptor activity. Gene Ontology annotation, biological process: immune response; G protein-coupled receptor signaling pathway. The record is from RefSeq and is a predicted model, not a curated record. Gene Ontology annotation, cellular component: membrane. Lineage: Eukaryota; Metazoa; Chordata; Mammalia; Rodentia; Heteromyidae. The transcript is spliced from 2 exons.